This is a messenger RNA of Symphalangus syndactylus (siamang), 3651 nucleotides long. It is a transcript of the gene C11H16orf54, whose product is annotated as chromosome 11 C16orf54 homolog. Lineage: Eukaryota; Metazoa; Chordata; Mammalia; Primates; Hylobatidae. The record is from RefSeq and is a predicted model, not a curated record.
AGCAGGAAAGAGGGACAGACAUGAGGAUGGUCAGGGUUUUGGAAACAGGCCCACGCCUGUUUUUAUACCCUGGACUCCUCUCAGAGGCUUGACAUUUUUGUUACCCAAGCCUCACCUCACUGAUAUUUUCCAACCAAAAUGGGGGCUAAGUGGUCUGAAGAGAGAGAGACUUACAUUAAUUAAAAGUAUGAGGCAGGGGCCAGUGUGGUAGCUCACACCUGUAAUCCCGGCACUUUGGGAGGCUGAGGCAGGAGGAUCUCUUGAGGCCAGGAGCUUGAGACCAGCCUGGGCAACAUAGCAAGAGCCCAUCUCUACCAGAAAAAAAAAAGGUGUGAAGCAAGCUGGCCAAGCAGGGGGUGCCUGUGGGGGCUGGAUGGCAGGAGCAGAUCUGGGGAGGCACCAUGGAUAAGACAAGGCAGGAUGGGGUGGGGCAUCCUCCCAGGAGGAACAGGGGGAGGCACCAUGGUUCUCUGGGAAAGUACGGGCUAAAGUCCCAGUGUCCUAUUUCUUUUUCUUUUCUUUUCGUUUUUUUUUUUUUUUAAAGACAGGGUCUCACUCUGUUGCCCAGGCUCGAGUGCGGUGGCACGAUCUCAGCUCACUGCAACCUCCGAGUCCCAGGUUCAAGCGAUUCUCCCUGCCUCAGCCUCCCGAGCAGCUGAGACUACAAGUGCCCGUCACCAUGCCUUGCUAAUUUUUGUAUUUUUCAGUAGAAAUGGGGUUUCGCCAUGUUGGCAGGCUGGUCUCAAACUCCUGACCUCAGGUGACCUGCCCACCUUGACCUCCCAAAAUGCUGGGAUUACAGGGGUGAGCCACUGUGCCUGGCCCUCGCGUCCUCUUUCUCAGCUUUUGGGUGAAUGUUCUGGGGCCCAGGGCCUGGCUAUGGGAUGACACUAAGUUCAACAGAGCCAUUGCCCGUUCCAGCCCCACCUUACCCCAGGAAAAGCCUCCUCACCGCAGUGACCACAUCCCCUUGGGUUGCUUUGCAAACAAACACUCCCCGGGGGCAGGCGAGUUGGGGCACAGUUGCCCAGCAACAGGCGGUGCCUUCCCUUCCGCCCUCAUCCGAGGCCAGGCCUCUACGCCUGAAAGGCGCACCGCCCUGCACCCUCCAACCUGCACCUCUUAGUCUGGCACCAGGAAGAGUGGCUCUAGGAGGGAGAGGAGCCCAGGGACUGACCCAAGAUGCCGUUGACUCCAGAGCCGCCCUCUGGGCGCAUGGAGGGGUCCCCCGCAUGGGAGGCAGCCCCAUGGCCCUCACUGCCCUGUGGGCCCUGCAUCCCCAUCAUGCUGGUCCUGGCCACCCUGGCUGCGCUUUUCAUCCUCACCACCGCUGUGUUGGCUGAACGCCUGUUCCGCCACGGUCUCCACCCAGACCCCAGCCACCGUGCACCCACCCUGGUGUGGCGCCCAGGAGGAGAGCUGUGGAUUGAGCCCAUGGGCACCCCCCGAGAGCGCUCUGAGGACUGGUAUGGCUCUGCGGUCCCCCUGCUGACAGACCGGGCCCCUGAGCCUCCCACCCAGGUGGGCGCUUUGGAGGCCCGAGCAACCGCCCCACCUGCCCCCUCAGCCCCAAAUUCUGCUCCCAGCUCCUUGGGCCCCCAGCCCCUACCAGAGGUCCCAGCACGGAGCACCUUCUGGGGGCCCCAGCCCUGGGAGGGGAGGCCCCCCACCACAGGCCUGGUGAGCUGGGCUGAACCCGAGCAGAGGCCAGAGGCCAGCUUCCAGGUUGGGAGCCCCCAGGCCAGGAGGCAGCGGCCAGGGAGCCCGGAUCCUGAGUGGGGCCUCCAGCCACGGGUCACCUUGGAGCAGAUCUCAGCUUUCUGGAAGCGCGAAGGCCGGACCAGUGUAGGGUUCUGAAUCCCCAGGGUUCCCCAGAGACCCCCGAGGAAGGCCUUGCCUCAGUGGGACCGGGGACCCCAGGAUCCAGCAUUAGGAUUGAGACUGCCCCAGGGAAGCUGCCCUUCCCAAGCCCCUUCCACCUGGAGUCCCCCUGCCUGGGUCUGGGUGGUAGGCAGGCUGUGUGGACUAGGGGAAGCCCAGCAGUGCCUCUGCUCAGCUACCUAGGUUGUGGCUCAGAGACCUGGGGGUGGAGCCAACGCCAGGCCAGAAGCCUUCAAGAUCGCAUCACGAUGAAGAACCCAAGGUACCAGAUAGUCAGGAAAUGGCAUCGACCAGCCACCUCCACCUUCUUUCAGUGUUUACCAAAGCCGCCAAUACCAAAGAGAAAGGGUCCCGCGGUGCUGAACAGCCUUGGUGUGGUGGUGACAGAUGGCAGGAGAUGACAGGAAUCCAGUUUCCCAGAGCCACAAAUCCUGUUCUCCUUGGCCACUCACCCACUGUGAGGUCCUCUAGGAAAAUACACAAAGAGAGGACCAGACCAGGCAGAGGAGCAUUUUGUUUCAAAUGAAUUGCGGCUUUGACCCCCAAACUGCAAGGAGGAACUUGCUGGGCCAUGCUGGAGCGGCGCUGUCUUGCUGGAGUGGGGACCUGGAGUCAGAGAAAACCCACAGGCUCCUCUGCCCAUUCUCCUCCAUCUGCACACAUCUCGGCCUUGGACCCUCACCACUCCAUGGUGAGGAAGGCCAUGGCCAGGGAGAACUGAGUUUCAUCCAAUGUGGAGAGGAGCGUUGUCCCAGAGCAGGGCAGCUCCCAAACUGUGCCCUCUGAUCAUCGGCCCUUCCAGCUUGCUGGAGUGUCCAGAGAGACAGAUUUGCCACAAGCUAGGCUUACUUAUAAUGCUCCGCCCCACAGAAAUGGGACCCCAAGUACCCGAUCUCCCCUUUAGGAGAGGCAGGUGGGUGAGCAGCAGAUGUAGUUUCCAUUUCCCUGGGGGUCUAAUUUUUCAAACUUCUUUUUUUUUUUUGAGACAGAAUCUCAACUCUGUCACCCAGGCUGGAGUUCAGUGGCACAAUCUCAACUCAUCGCAGCCUCGAACUCCUAGGCUCAAGCGAUCCUCCCACCUCAACCUCUAGAAUAGCUGGGACUACAGGUGCAUACCACCACGCCCAGCUAAUUUUUGUAUUUUUUUGUAGAGACAGGGUCUCACCAUACUGCCUGGGCAGGUUUCCAACUCCUGGGCUCAAGUGAUCCAGCAGCCUUAGCCUCCCAAAAUGCUAGGAUUACAGGCAUGAGCACUGCACCUCGCCACUUUUUUUUUGGUUUUGAAACAGGGUCUCACUCUGUUGCCCAGGCUGGAGUACAGUGGCACAAUCUCAGCUCACUGCAGCCUUGAACUCCUGGGCUUAAGUGAUCCUCCCACCUCAGUCUCCCCAGUAGGUGUAACUACAGGCAUGUACCACCACACCUGGCUUUUUUGUUUUUUUUAGAGACAGGGUCUUGCUAUGUUGCCCAGGCUGGUCUUGAAUUCCUGGGCUCAAGAGAGCCACUCAUCCCCACCUCCCAGAGUGUUGGGAUUACAGCCGUGAGCCACCAUGCCCGGCCAAACUUCAGCCUUGAAUAUUAGUAAUUUUGCCAUAUUAGUUUACCACCUGUACUAUUAUCUGCUUUAUAUUUUUCUUUAAAUUGGCUCAUUAUUCACUUAAUAAAAUUAUUGCAAUAGGAAUCUUUUGUAUCACUUCUGUAAAUGGAAAACCAGUCUCAUUUGCCAUCAAUAGAAGGUAAAACAUGAAAAUAAAUACAAUGUAAACAAAA